Lytechinus pictus (painted urchin) is the source of this 4152-nucleotide messenger RNA. RefSeq lists its product as uncharacterized. Bases 227 to 934 code for a protein of 235 amino acids. Lineage: Eukaryota; Metazoa; Echinodermata; Echinoidea; Temnopleuroida; Toxopneustidae. The record is from RefSeq and is a predicted model, not a curated record. The transcript has 3 exons.
AUACUCGGCGUAUAGUGCUGGGGAUUCCCCCGAAUGUUAUCGUUGUUCUAUUGUAUACGAAACCUAUGUAGUGUAGACAUAGUUGGUGGUUGUCAACAGGGAAAUCGAGAUAGAUUCACACAGGAUAUUCUCUUUUAGACUAAAUCCAUAAAAACUUGUAUACCGACAGUUUACCGAUUAAAAAAAGCUAUAGAUUCAGUCCAGGAAGGAGGAGUGACAAAAAAUUAUGCCAUCUCGAGACAGACGGUACGACACUGUCGUAAACAUGAACCAGACGACCAGAAGGCCUCGUGUCUCGGUGUGUACUUCUGCCCAAGUAUUCAACAUCCAAGCCUUCAUCGAUGUGUUGCUUCUGAAAUAUACCGAUAUCGUAAGCGAUGUUCGCUACUUCGAGCUACCCUACAACGAUAUUGAUCAUUUUAGUUUUCGAAACAAGGGAAUCGACGUCAUGAUUUUGUGUCACUCUAUCAACAACAGAAGGUUCGCCAUCACAGAUGUUACUGAUGCCCUUUAUGAUGAAUUCCUGCCAAAUGCCGUCAGAGCGCUCGGCAAAACAAAGAUCUGCGUUUUAGUCCACGAUUUCAGAGCAGACAACCUGGACACGGUCGAGAAGUACCGCAAUCAGAUGGAUGCGUUUCUUUCCAAGCAGCCAACAACCUUCAAAUGCGCUAACCUCAUCAUGGUGGGAGGGAAACUAGAUGAGAAGGUGGAGCUUGGUAAUAGUCAGUGGGAGGAGCUACGUGCAUUCCUCAUGGAUGCUAGCCAAUCACCAGAGCAUAUCCCAGGCAUUUACCCGUACAUGCUGUAUGACCUAGUGAAUAGUGUCUGUCAGAAUAUUCAGAGGUCACCAAAAUACCAAGUUUUCCUUGUUGUCGGUGUCUUGAUUAUUGGCUUGAUAAUAGUGUUACUCACGGUGUUGGUCGAUUCAAAAUAGGAAAAUGAUGUGUCAUAAGGUAAUUUUUUUUUCAAUCUUGGUGGAAAGUAAACAAAUGUGAAAAAUGGGAUCACACUUGAAGGGAAUCUUUUCGGGUAAACUAGAAAUUGCUUGAGUAUCACUUGCGUUUAAGAGUGUUGAUAAAUGUUAACAAUCUAAUUAACAUUCCUGUUCUGCUGUUUCUUUACAGAUUUUUGGAAAAUAUUUGUAUAUAAACGCACUGUUAGGUUUCUAAAUAAAUUUAGUAUAAUGGGUAGCUAUCAGUGUGGCUUUCGAAACAAGAUUUUUUUAUGGCCUUUAUUAUUAUUGUAGAAAAGUUUGUAGACGCGAUUUUGAACCCAAUUGUUUUAUUGUGGGUGUUUUUAUAGAUAUUUGGAGCGUUCUGGCCCAGUGGAUGAGUCUUCUGACUUUGAAACAGAGGGUCGUGGGUUCGAAUCUCAGCCAUGGCGUAAUUUCCUUCAGCAAGGAAUUCAUCCACGUUGUGCUGCACUCAACCCAGGGGUGGUAUUCUGAAAAUUGUCUUGACUUUCUUUGUAACUCAGCAAGAUACCAACCCGCUAAAAUUGUCUUAAAUCGGUAUUCUGAAAAUUGUCUUAUCUCUGUAAGGACUUCCCCUAUUUAAUCUCUGACACGCCUAAUAUUUUAUCAUCAACCAAUCAUUAAACUUUUUAUAUGUUUCGGUCAACCAAAAAAAAGAAAAAAAAAUUAUUAGGCGCAUUGUUGACAUGCGGCGUAAUUUCCUUUGCGCCACCGACGCUUAUGCUUGUACGUUACUGUGCUAAAAUACACGUGGCUUUUCUCAGAGUCAUUUUCUCUGAAAAGAUUCAUCAUCUGGAAUGCCAAUUUUCAAUUGCUGAAAAGUCUACCAAUCCGUCGUUAUAACGUCUUUGGAAUGUCUCCUUUUGUAAAACAUGAAGUUCUUGCGGGAUGCAGCAAGAAAUUAUCAUUGUUGACCGAGAGAACACAAAGAUAAGAGAAUAAUAAUUUUCAGAAUACCUUUUAUCUCGACUGUUAUCUUGCGCACAGAGGUAUAUGCUCCGUUUUUAACUUAACGCAUCACUUGUAACUCUAACGUCAUAAGCGCUUAAUUAGUGAAAGUUACAAGAAAAUUUACAAGAUAAGAUACAAGAGUUUUCAGAAUACGGAUUUUAUUGUAACUAUAAAGAUACAAGAAUAUUUCUGAAGACAAUUUUCAGAAUACGGCCCCUGGUGAGAUGAAUGGAUACCUGGCAGGAAUUUAUUCCUUGAAAUGCCACCGCGCUGUAAAAAGGCUGCGGGGGUUAAGUCAGGGUAAUAAUAUCCAAGUCCUUUGGAAGCGCAUAGGGACGUUAUGACAUAAUGUGAUAUGCGCUAUACAAGAACUACGUUAUUAUUAUUAUUUCAAACGCUUUUGAUAAUGAUAUCAUGCUAGCCAAAUGCACCACAGGAUUUGAGGACUAGCACAUAGUUGGUAUAUAAUAAACAUAAUAUCUGCUUUCCAGAACCUAACAAAAUAGUGUCCGGAGUGACACAAGGGUCCUUGUUAGGGCCUCUAUUACUUAUAUUGUGCAUAAAUGAUAUUGUAAAUGUGUCAAAUAUCCCAUCAUUCAUAUUAUAUGCUGAUGAUAUACAAAUAUACUGUCAAAUGGUAAAGAUCUAGCUUCUCUGCAAGAACAGGUGGGCUGAGCACGUGGUUCCAGGCAAAAAGGCGAUCUGUUAAAUGAGUGUUAAAAUGAUGUCAAACUUCAUCACUUUCAGUAAUCGUAAUAAGUUACAUAACAGAGUCUGUAAAAUUCAAACUGAAUAGUGUGGAGAUUCCCAAGGUUGAAAAAACAAAAUUUCUUGGUGUAACUAUUGAUUCAAAAUUAACAUGGAAAUUUCACAUACAGAACAAUAUAUUUAUAGAGAAGAAAAUCCAGAUAAUUGUACUUUUACCAACUCAUAUGUUACGAAUGUUGUACUUUUCUAAUUGUUAGUUUGGGGAAGUACGUUCUGUCUAAUCUAAAGAACUGGUCACAAAGCAAAAUAAAAUUGUAAGAAUCAUAGCUGGAGCAAACGCUAGAUCAAAAGUUAGUACAACAAUAAUAUCCAGGACUUUAAGGUUUGGUCCAACUGCACUUACGGAUGCAGAGAGGAUGUAAACGGAAAAGAAUCUUGCCAUCCGUUAGAAAACGUUAUCCGUCCAAUGUGAUUUCAUUGUUCGCCCAUUUUUGUCCAUUGUCUGGAGCGGAUGAAACCGGGGGAUGAAAACGGAUGGAGCCACCCCGAUUGUGCUUGUCCGCUGUAUCCGUUAUGAAUACGUUUUAUGUCCGUCGGCCAGUGGGACCAGGCCUUAAGCUGCUCACUUUAAAAUAUAUUACCACCUACCAGCGAUUCAUUUUUAUCGGCUUAUGCCUGUGCAUUUUGUUUAAUACAAAUCAGGAUUUACAGAUAAAAUACACGCUCUUCUUCAUUCGUACUUUUGCCAAGACAAAAGCCGUGUAUUUAUCAACAUAAUAUUCGUUUUAUAGGUCGGGAAAGUGGAACAAAGUACAUGAAGUAUCUAAUGACAUCAGAAAUGCACAAUCUUUAAAUUGGUUUAAGUUUAGACUAAUGAAAUAUGUCCGUUCCCAAUAUUGAGGGGUUUGCUUUGUUUCAGUGUGGGAUUUUUUGUUUACGAUUCAUUAACUGUUUCAUUUGACAUAAUGUGUAUAGUUGCCAUGUUUUGGUCGUUAUUUUUUACUGUUUUUUUUUUCUUUGUUUUUGUUGUCUACUUUGUAUGGAACUCUCGCUACAAGAUGUGCUUUCGGAGUUGUCACGUCCUUUAUAUUGUAAAUUUGUAAAUGUAUUAAUGUUAAUCACCUUUGGCCAUUCUUCAUUUCUAAAGAAAGUAGAACCCCAUAGAUUUCUAAUGAUUGAAUUCGGGUAGAUGAUGACGCAUACCCUGUUCCCUUUUAAAGUACAUAAUACAAAAGUUGAAAUUUUGUUUUAAGUAUUCUUAAGAACCCGGUGAUGUCUUUAAUCAUGUUAAUAGCGGAAAAUGAUGGCGAAACAAUAUAUUGUAUCUAUUAUUUGCAAACAGUUCUCUCUGUAGUGAAAAUGUACUAAAUUGGUUUGCACUGAAAUUUGUUAUCAUUCAAGUGAUUGUGACAUAUUUUUUUUCUGCAUGAAAUCUGUAUAGUAAAAAUGUAACCUAGUAUUAUAUUUGCGCUACUAUAAGACAAACAAUAAAGAAAUUGGUUUAGAAAUUUGACUGUGAA